UGCGGCGCGAUCCUUUCUUUUCACCUUCAACAACUACAACAACCAACCUCCAUCAUACUUUCAAAUUAAGAAACUUGCAGUCAUUCCUUACGCUGCGGUCUCGUCACUCAUUUCAAAUACCCACCCCAAUAGUCACUCAUUAAUCUAUUAGACAAUAUUUGCGAUAGCAUAUAUUCUCUCUAUUUCCCCGAUCGAUUCGGUCUCAUCACCUCGGCGCGUGCCAUUUAGAACCCGUGUUUCAGCCAAUCCGUUUCAAUUCUUCUCGAGCGAUUUCGAUACCAUCUCCGUCAAUAUGCGUGCUUUCUUCGCUAUCUUCGCCGCCGUUCUGGCUUUCGUCCAGGUUGCUGCUGCUAUUCCCCCUGCCUGUCUGUUGGCUGCCCUUGGUGUUCAGGAAAACCCGGCCGAUUUGAAGGCGGUCUGCGGUGACCUCCAGCAUGCCAUCCAGGGCAACUUGACGAGCAACUGCCACAAGGACGUCCUCUCCGAGGCCUACAAUGUCUACUCCUCCAAGUGCCUGGAGCAGGGCGUGACCGUCGCUAAGCUCCCCACCUCCUCGACUUCUUCCGCUCACUCCAGCACCGGUACUAGCACCGCUUCCGCUACUGGCUCCGGCUCCGUGUCUGCUUCUGCUACUCCCACCGGCGACUCGACUGCCGACAACUCUGGAUCCGGCAGCACCACCACCCCCACCGAAUCCAGCAGCUCCGCUGUCCCUACUGGAAAUGCCGGCAUGGCCACGGAGCCCAAGCCUUUCCUCUUCGCUGCCGCCGCGCUUUUCGCCACGGGAUUGACUAGCGUUAUCUUUUUGUAAAAGAAAGAGGGAAAAAAAAACGAUAUUCUAAAGAAGUAGUACCUAGCGAUGAGGAAGUGAAUAGAGAUCUAGAUACGUUGCGUCUAAAAAGGGCGGUUGGUUUUUGAAUCGUGUCUCAAGCGCAUCUUAUACCCCUUCCCAAAUUCCCAACGGGCCCCCAGAUUAAACUAAGUUAGACUCGCAUGUGUUUGGGUAGCAGACAGAGAAGCUCCUCCCGAAAAAAGGGGGGGUCAGUUAUCAAUAUUCAUCUAUCCGUCUGGCCUUGAUUUUCAACAGAAAAUAUAGAUGGAAAUACAUAUACACAUAUACUUGUACUAUACUAU
Molecule: messenger RNA, 1134 nt
Organism: Daldinia caldariorum
Lineage: Eukaryota; Fungi; Ascomycota; Sordariomycetes; Xylariales; Hypoxylaceae
Exons: 3
Coding region: 293-811 (172 amino acids)
Source: RefSeq, a predicted model, not a curated record